Oncorhynchus masou masou (cherry salmon) is the source of this 4200-nucleotide messenger RNA. RefSeq names its product venom phosphodiesterase 1. Gene Ontology annotation, biological process: nucleoside triphosphate catabolic process. Gene Ontology annotation, molecular function: metal ion binding; nucleoside triphosphate diphosphatase activity; nucleic acid binding. The record is from RefSeq and is a predicted model, not a curated record. The transcript has 25 exons. The coding region runs from base 124 to 2727 and encodes 867 amino acids. NCBI's taxonomy places the organism in Eukaryota, Metazoa, Chordata, Actinopteri, Salmoniformes, Salmonidae.
AAACAUGAAGUUCCCUCUUCUGACAAUAAAUGACUUUCCCACACUCAUGGAGUUCCAGAGUUCACUGUUGUGGUGAAGUAGCACCUCGUGUUGGCUGUGUUUAGAGCUGGACAGCUCUCAAAUAUGGGGAUAAGCAAGGAGUUGCAGGGAAAGAAGACUCUUGUCAUAGGUGCUUUGGCGAUCUCCAUGGUCACCAUAAUCCUAGGGCUCGGACUGGGGCUUGGUUUACAACUAGAGGACUGUCGAAACAAAGUGGUUCCCACUACCUCCUGCAAGAACAGAUGCUACGAGCCCUACGACGAUGAGACACCAGGCUGUCGCUGUGAUACUCAGUGUGUCAUCAACAAUAACUGUUGCUAUGACUUUCAGGACAUCUGUUUCCAACCAACUCAACAAUGGGAGUGCACCAAACUGCGCUGUGGAGAAACGAGGUUGGCGGAGAGCAGGUGCCACUGCUCUGACGACUGCCUGGGUGCUGGUGACUGUUGUACCAACUUCAAACAUGUCUGUCAAGGAGAGACAGAAUGGGUGGCAGAUGACUGUGUGGAUUUGGCGAGCCCUAAAUGUCCAGCGAACUUUAAACUGCAGCCGCUGCUCCUCAUCUCACUGGACGGCUUGAGAGCAGAGUAUCAACAAACAUGGAGUUCCCUCAUCCCCGUCCUAGACAAACUGAGAACCUGUGGCACCUCUGCACCUUACAUGCAGCCUGUGUUCCCCAGCAUUACCUUCCCGAAUCACUACACCAUUGUGACGGGCAUGUACUCCGAGUCCCACGGACUGGUUGACAACAAGAUGUAUGACCCUGUGUUCGACGCUUCCUUCAGUCUGUCAAACGAAGAGAAGUCCAACCCCAGAUGGUACUUUGGUCAGCCUAUUUGGCACACUGCCAGUUACCAAGGACUGAGAGCAGGAACGUAUUUCUGGCCUGGCUCAGAUGUCAAAAUCAAUGGCAGUUUCCCAGACAUCAACUUAGACUACAAUGGAAAAAUACCUUUUGAGGAGAGGGUCUUCACACUCCUGAAGUGGCUACAGUUGCCAGAUAAUGAGAGGCCAGAUUUCUUCACGUUGUACCUCGAGGAGCCGGACAAGUCGGGGCACAGCUUUGGUCCUGUCAGUGGAGGGUUGAUCGAGGCUCUCACUGGAGUGGACAAGGUCAUUGGUCAACUGAUGAACGGACUCAAACAGCUAAACCUGCAUCAGUGUCUCAACAUCAUCAUCGUAGCUGACCACGGUAUGGAGGACACAAGUUGUGACAGGAAGGAAGUCCUCCAGGAUCUACUCCAGUUGGAAAAUGUUCAUGAUCUAUAUGUCUACGAGGGACCUUUUGGGAGAAUUAGAUCCAAUGACAAAAACCAACCCUUGGACUCGUCCCGACUUGUAGCCAACAUGACGUGCAAGAAGAACGGUCAGAAGGUCAAGCCCUACCUGAAAAACCAUCUGCCCAAGCGGUUCCACUACGCAAACAGUAGACGCAUUGAGGACGUCAGCGUGAUAGUCAACCCAGGAUGGCUGUUCGAGAGAUACCCAGGGUCUUUGACCUUCUGUGCAGGUGGAGCUCAUGGGUAUGACAAUGAUGAGGCCAGUAUGCAUGCUAUGUUCUUAAGCUAUGGACCCAAGUUUCACUAUAAAACCGAAAUAGAACCAUUCUCCAAUAUUGAGCUCUACAAUCUCAUGUGUGAUGUGUUGGGGAUCUCCCCAUCCCAGAACAAUGGAAGCCACGGCAGUAUGAACCAUCUCCUGAGGACUCCCUGGCACACUCCCAUACACCCUGCAGAGCAAACAACCCCUGGGCAGUGCCCUCUAGUGAUCCUUGAACCCACAGAUACCCUGGACUGCACAUGCACCUCCCUGGGUGUAACUAAUCCAAAUGGUCGUCUGAAUCUGACAGCUGCUGAAGUGAAAGCUGUUGAGCAGAAGCACAUGUUGUUUGGAAGACCAAUAAUGCUGCAACCCAGCAAUGACUACUGCUUACUGUAUCAUCAGGGCUUUGUCAACGCCUAUAGCAAAAAAUCCCUCAUGCCAGUGUGGAACUCAUAUACUUUGGACAAAACUGAAAACAUGGACCCUUUGCCAGCAGUCACACCAGACUGUCAGAGGGCUGAUGUCCGCAUCCCGGCAGAUAAAAGUCCCAGAUGUGACCAGUAUGCUUCAGCCAGGAACAUUACCCACGGUUUCCUCUACCCUCCCAAUCUAAAAAAGACAGCAGAGGAGGAGUAUGAUGGCCUGUUGAUGAGCAAUGUUGUACCCAUGUAUCCUGAGUUUAAGAAGAUCUGGGAUUACUUCCACACUACAUUGCUGAAGAAAUAUGCCAGUCAAUAUAAUGGCAUUAAUGUGGUGACAGGCCCGGCAUUUGACUACAACUACGACGGACAGUUUGAUUCUCAAGACCAGAUAGAACAGUUUGUAACAGGUACACAGAUUCCAAUCCCAACCCAUUACUUUGCAGUUCUCACCAGCUGCAAGGACUCGCAACCAGUGAGCAGCUGUAACAAUGAGCUACAGACCGUUUCCUUCUUGAUACCACACAAAGCGGACAACUCAGAGAACUGUAAUAAUGGUGACACUGCAUCUCUAUGGGUUGAAGACCACCUGUGGUUCCACCAAUCACGUGUCAGAGAUGUAGAGUGGCUCACAGGAUUGGAUUUCUAUCAAGGCAGCACCAGGCCUAUCCCGGAACUUCUAAAAUUAAAGACUCGCCCAACUGCUGCCAUUCACAGAAGACCUUGAAAUGAAUGACCUUUUGAAAUAUACAUGUAUUGGUAGAGGUAUUUGAUAAUUAUAAAAACAUAUAUUUUAUUUAGUUUGUCUAGUGUGGGUAUUUAUCCACUUGUUAAUAAAUAUUUAAUGAUUCAAAUCAAUGCAGGGAGGAAUGCAAAUGUCAUGAAACAUGUACAAUGCUUCUGUAGGCCACAAUCGCCACACAAGUAUUUUCCACCUUUAAAUUCCUGUGCAGAGAUUAUCGCCUAAUCUUCUGACUUCCACAGAAAGACAUGUUUUCCUGUAAUUGUUAAACAGAUCAGCUAAAUGACUUCGGAAAGUGCCUUCGGAAUGUGUUCAGACCCCUUGACUUUUUCCACAUUUUGUUAUGUUACAGCCUUAUUCUAAAAUGUAUUCAAUAAAAACAAUCCUCAAUCUACACACAAUACCCCAUAGUGACAAAGUGAAAAAGUUUAGAGAUUUUAGCAAAUGGAACUGGAUUAAAAGCAAAAAACAUACCUUACAUAAUUCAGAUCCUUUGCUAUGAGACUCGCAUCCUGUUUCCAUUGAUCAUCCUUGAUGUUUCUACAACUUGAUUGGAAUCCACCUGUGGUAAAUUAAAUUGAUUGGACUUGGUUUAGAAAGGCACACACAUGUCUAAAUAAGGUCACACAGUUGACAGUGAAUGUCAGCUCAAAAUCCAAGCCAUGAGAUUGAACUAAUUGUCCAUAGAGUUCCUAGACAGGAUUGUGUCAAGGCACAGAUCUGAGGAAGGGUACAAAAACAUUUCUGCAGCAUUGUGGGUCCCCAAGAACACAGUGUCCUCCAUCAUUCUUAAAUGGAACCACCAAGACUCUUCCUAGAGCUGGCCGUCCGGCCAAACUGAGCAAUCGGGGGAGAAGGGCAUUGGUCAGGGUGAUGACCAAGAACCCGUUGGUCACUCUGAAAGAGCUCUAGAGUUCCUCUAUGGAGAUGGGAGAACCUUCCAGAGGGACAACCAUCUCUGCAGCACUCCACCAAUCAGGCCUUUAUGGUAGAGUGGCCAGACGGAAGCCACUCCUCAGUAAAAGGCACAUGACAGCCCGCUUGGAGUUUGCCAAAAGGCACCUAAAGACUCUCAGACCAUGAGAAACUAGAUUCUCUGGCCUGAUGAAACCAAGAUUGAACUAUUUGGCCUGAGUGCUAAAUGUCAUGUCUGGAGGAAACCUGGCACCAUCCCUAUGGUGAAGCAUGGGUUGUUUUUCAGUGGCAGGGACUGGGAGACUAGUCAGGAUCAAGGCAAAUAUGAACAGAGCAAAGUACAGAGAAAUCCUUGAUGAAAACCUGCUCCAGAGGGCCUCAUUUUGACAGCUGGAUGCCUGUGCGGAGAAGUAUAAUAUUAUUUUAGUGAGGGGGAGAGCAGAUGAGAAACAGUUUCUUUUUGACAUACAUUCUACUAUUACACCACUUACAGCAAAUCUCUCUGGCUAUGAGUGUCUGCUAACUAAAUGACAGAAAAACAAA